This is a messenger RNA of Tetrahymena thermophila SB210, 1218 nucleotides long. RefSeq lists its product as hypothetical. The transcript has a single exon. The record is from RefSeq and is a predicted model, not a curated record. Lineage: Eukaryota; Ciliophora; Oligohymenophorea; Hymenostomatida; Tetrahymenidae.
AUGAGCAUUGAAUAAUAAAUAAGACUUAUUUAUCAAACAAAUACAGAACAUGAUGAUACAAUAAAGAUAUAAUCCUGUUUAAUAUUGAUUAAAAGUAUUUAAAAUAGAAUUUAAUACUAUUAAGAAAAUCAACAGCAGUAAAUAAAUGAAGAAGCUUAAAGCAGUGAAGCUAAUGUCAGUUAGCUUCAAGAAUAAAAAUAAAUCAAUUAAAACAACUCUAAUUAAAAUUUAAAAUAAAAUUUUAGUAAUACUUCUGAUAGCGAUGGAUUUAAAAACAAAUAAAAAAUUCAUUAUAGAGCACAAAGCUAAUAAAUGCAUAGAUCUAGCAAUUAUGAUCUUAGAUAAAGCAUGUCAACAGAAUAGCAGACAAAUUAUGUAGAAUAUGUAUUUAAUAUGUUUAAUAAAACAAUUAGAUAGCUUUCAGAUGUAAAAAGUAACUAAAUUAAUGGAGCAUUUGAAUUAAUCCUUUAACUUAACUAUGAUUUACAUAAAAUAAGUAAUUCUUAAGAUAUUAAUUAUAAUGAAAGAGCAUAAGCUCUUUAGUAUCUCUAUGAGCUAGAUUGUUAAGUACCAAAUUUAUUUAAUCUUUUAGUCAAAUUAGUGAAUAACUAAACAGAUAACUUUUAUAGCAUUUAAGAAGAUAUUUCAGAAUAUAAAUCAACUAUUGAAAAAAACAAUAAAGAAUAAAAGCCAAAUCAAUUUACUAUAGAAUCCCCGUCAGCAUCAUAAAAAUCUUUCAUAAAAUAAGCUAUGAUGAAGAAUAAUUAAAACUAAACAAGCAGCAAUACUUCGAACUACAAUAUAACUUAGGAUCAUAUAGAAGAGUCUAUUUAAUAACUUGAUAAUAGUAUUAAUCAAAAUAAAAAUUCUAAAAAAACCAGUUAAAAAAAUUUUUAUGAAAAUAAUCAUUCUAGGUAAAAAUCAUCGUCUAAAUCAAUAGAAAAUAAAUCUUCAAAAAAAUUAAUAAAUGAAAAAUAAGUUUAUACUUCAAAUCCAAAUUUAGUAGAUAUUUAAACCAAUUCAAAGGGAAUAUUGCAAGGUAAUAAUUCUUAAUAGAAUGAUAAAAGCAUAAAACAAUUAGAUAAUAAUCUAUCCAUCAAAGAUUAAUUAAAUAAUGUUGAGAAUAACUCUUCUUAAGUUUAGUUUUAAUUAUUCUUCAUCAUAGCUUAUUUUAUGAAAGAUUUUUAUGAUGCUGACGGGGAUUCUAUAGUAAAUUGA